AUGCAAGACGUACGGUACGUCCUUACGUCAUCACGUUAACCCUGACGCGGAAGUGACGGUUGGUUUGCCGGAAACUAUCACCACGCUUGUUUGGAGGCCACGAACCUUACUCAGGAUCAGAAGUGAGCCAUCCUCACUGUCGUCAUGGCUGUGAGAGCAUCUUUUGAGAAAAACAACGAGAUUGGCUGCUUCGCCAAGCUGACCAACACGUACUGCCUGGUGGCCAUCGGAGGCUCCGAGAACUUCUACAGUGUGUUUGAAGGGGAGUUGUCAGAAACCAUCCCAGUGGUUCACGCGUCCAUAGCAGGCUGUCGCAUCAUAGGGAGGAUGUGUGUGGGAAACCGUCAUGGCCUCUUGGUGCCCAACAACACGACAGACCAGGAGCUGCAGCACAUCAGGAACUGUCUGCCAGACGCUGUGAGGAUCCAAAGAGUUGAGGAGAGGCUUUCUGCGCUCGGUAAUGUCAUCGCCUGCAACGACUACGUGGCGCUGGUGCACCCUGACCUCGACAGGGAGACGGAGGAGAUCCUCGCAGACACUCUGAAGGUGGAGGUUUUCCGUCAGACAGUAGCAGAGCAGGUCCUGGUAGGCUCCUACUGCUCAUUCAGCAACCAGGGAGGUCUCGUCCACCCAAAGACAUCGAUAGAAGACCAGGACGAGCUGUCGUCUCUGCUACAGGUUCCCCUGGUGGCCGGCACAGUGAACCGGGGCAGCGAGGUGAUCGCAGGGGGGAUGGUGGUCAAUGACUGGUGUGCGUUCUGCGGCCUGGACACCACCAGCACUGAGCUGUCCGUCAUCGAGAGCAUCUUCAGACUCAGCGACACGGCACAGCCCUCGGCCAUCGCCACCAGUUUGAGGGACUCGCUCAUCGACAGCAUGGCGUAAGUCGCCUCUGCAGUUUCCUGCCUGGUCUCACUCAUGAAGCCAACAAGCUGCUGGACCUCAUGGCUCAGCUUAAAACAAAUCCUUCCACACACUUCAGUUCAGUUCACUCAGAAGUCACAGCUCCCACCUGCUCACUUUGGACCUUUUUUAGCAUUUGGUUUCAUCUUUGUAAAAUGUUCUGGCUCUGCAAAGAACUCAUCUGUUUCCAGGGUGGAUAGAGAAAACAGCUCACCACCUCAUCUCUAAUUUUGAAUGUGGCUGGUGGAAAUAAUUGUUUUUUCAGAGCCUUAAAAUUAAUGUGAUGGUAAGUUUGCCAAAGACCUUGUUUCAACAAGGUAAACACGGUAGAGAAAUGCUUUGACUCAGCCUUCUGUUUUAACAAACAGGUAGAAACAACAGUUUGGAUAGAACAGGGCUGUGCUAAAAUGAAAUGAACAUUAGACUUGUUUCUGUGCCUGUAUCUGUUAAAAAAAAUCACAGAAAGUGUCUAAACUCAGUCUCUGGGCUGGAUGUGAUUCUUCACCCUGAACUGCUGCAGCAGCGGUGGAGGCAGCUCUGAUGGCUGACAGCACCUCAGCAGGCUGGCGCUGGACACUCGCUCUGGUUCCUAAACUCUUACAACGCACAGCCACCUGUAUAACCAUCCCAGAUAUCAGCAUUUAUCUGAGGCUUGAAGAACGAAAGCCGCUGUUGAUUUAGUCUAUGGGCCU
Messenger RNA from Monopterus albus (swamp eel), 1595 nucleotides. RefSeq names its product eukaryotic translation initiation factor 6 (gene eif6). Gene Ontology annotation, biological process: cytosolic ribosome assembly. NCBI's taxonomy places the organism in Eukaryota, Metazoa, Chordata, Actinopteri, Synbranchiformes, Synbranchidae. The record is from RefSeq and is a predicted model, not a curated record. Bases 145 to 885 code for a protein of 246 amino acids. The transcript has 8 exons. Gene Ontology annotation, molecular function: ribosome binding.